GACCCCGUACCUUCACAGCAGCCAAUGGAGCAUACCCCGAUAUCAACUUCUAUGUCGAACCAAUAAAUGCAAUCCAGAAACUGAGCACAUACCUUAUUCAAGGCAAAUUUUGUCUUGUAUAUGGACAUCGUCAGAGUGGAAAAACAACAGCCAUUUAUGCUACAGCACGAUGGCUCACACAUCACUCGACAGAGAUCGAAAUUAGGGGCUUUGGUCAUGGUCUACAGAUCUAUGUGAUAUCCUUUAAUGGUGGCAUUCAGUUAGAACGUGGA
Messenger RNA from Paraglomus brasilianum, 272 nucleotides. NCBI's taxonomy places the organism in Eukaryota, Fungi, Glomeromycota, Glomeromycetes, Paraglomerales, Paraglomeraceae. The record is from the annotation of a GenBank genome assembly.